CCCAGCGACGGGCCAGUUGCCAAUUCGACUCCAUAACUGUGCUUCUCGCCGGAGAUUUGAGAGCAGAUCACUGGUGCAUCGAAUUAUCAAACUGCCCCGAAGCACGGCCAAAGCCAGUCAUUUCCCAAUCCAUAUUACGGCAGGGGAACGAAGCUUCGGAGGCGAGGGGAUCGAUAUAUAUUUCAAAGGAAAGAGAAAGGGAGUUUGACACUUGAGAGGUAAAGGGAGAUGUAUCAAUGGCGGAAAUUUGAGUUCUUUGAGGAGAAAUCCGGCGGGAAGAGCUCGAUUCCCGCCGAGGUCACUGGAAAGAUAGCGUGCUGCUCGGGCGGCAGGGGGCGGAUCGUCAUCGGCUGCGAUGACGGCACCGUUGGCCUCCUAGACCGCGGUUUCAAGCUUUUGUAUGGCUUUCAGGCCCACGCUUCCUCGGUACUCUUCCUCCAGCAGCUGAAGCAACGAAAUUAUCUUGUAACCAUUGGCGAGGAGGAUCAAACCUCAUCCCAUCUAUCCUCCACCUGCUUGAAAAUUUUUGACCUAGACAAGGUGCAGCCAGAGGGCUCAAGCACAACCGGUCCUCUAUGCGUCCAAAUAUUAAGGAUAUUUACCAGUCAGUUUCCCGAAGCAAUGAUAACCUCAUUUUUAGUUCUAGAGGAAGCUCCUCCCAUAUUACUUAUCUCAAUAGGAUUGGACACAGGCUCCAUUUACUGCAUCAAAGGUGACCUUUCACGUGAGCGUAUCUCAAGGUUCAAGCUUCAAGUGGAGGGUCCCGUAGAGAUUGGUGAUUCAUCCAUUACCGGGCUUGGUUUCCGGGUUGAGGGGCAAGCACGUCAACUCUUUGCUAUAACUCCUACCUCUGUGAGCCUAUUCAGUUUGCACGUUAACCCUCCUCAGAGGCAGACUCUAGAUCAAAUUGGAUGUAACACCAAUGCCGUCGCAAUGAGUGACCACCAGGAUCUAAUCAUCGGUCGUCCAGAAGCUGUAUAUUUCUACGAAGUUGAUGGUCGAGGUCCUUGUUGGGCUUUUGACGGCGAGAAGAAAUUUCUUGAAUGGUUUCGUGGAUAUUUAUUAUGUGUCAUCGGAGACCAAAGAAGCAACAAAAAUUCAUUCAAUGUUUAUGAUCUAAAGAACAAGUUAAUUGCACAUAGUAUGGUAGUGGGUGAGGUUUCUCAUAUGCUUUGUGAAUGGGGUUACAUAAUUCUUAUUAUGAAUGACAGAAAGGUUUUGUUUAUUGGUGAGAAAGACAUGGAAAGCAAACUUGAUAUGCUUUUUAAGAAAAAUUUGUAUAAUGUAGCAAUUAACCUCGUUCACAGUCAGCAUGCUGAUGCUGUCGCUACGGCUGAAGUUCUUCGUAAAUAUGGUGAUCAUUUAUAUGGUAAACAGGAUUAUGACGAGGCUAUGGCACAGUAUAUUCAGACAAUUGGUCAUCUUGAACCUUCAUAUGUCAUCCAGAAGUUCUUAGAUGCACAACAAAUAUACAAUCUAACGAAUUAUUUAGAACAAUUACACGAGAGAGGACUUGCAUCCAAGGAUCAUACAACCCUACUUUUGAACUGCUAUACAAAACUUAAAGAUGUGGAGAAAUUAGACAAGUUUAUCAAAGGUGAAGACAGUAUCAGCGAACAAAAGUUCGAUGUGGAAACGGCCAUUAGAGUCUGUCGCUCUGCAGGAUAUCAUGAACAUGCAAUGUAUGUUGCUAAGAAGGCUGAGAGACAUGAAUGGUACCUGAAGAUUUUACUUGAAGACUUAGGUAGUUAUGACGAAGCUCUGCAAUACAUUUCACGCUUAGAACCAUAUCAAGCUGGAGUAACCUUGAAAGAAUAUGGUAAAAUUCUGAUAGAGCACAAACCAGCUCAAACCAUUGAAAUCUUAAUGAAGGUUUGCACGGAUUCUGGUGAAACAAAGAGAAUGAGAUCUAAUGGUGCAGAUUUAUCCAUGCUUCCCUCUCCAAUGGACUUCAUUAACAGUUUUGUACAUAGUCCACAAUCGCUUAUGGAUUUUUUGGAGAAGUAUGUGAGUCGGGUGAAGGAUUCAACUGCUCAAACAGAGAUUAACAACACUCUUUUGGAACUGUAUCUAUCUAAUGCCUUAUCAUUUCCGUCGAUUUCACAAGAAAAUCUUGGUAAUGAUCUGAAAUUCAAAGCCAACAAUUCAAGGGAAGUAACUAAUGGGUUUGCAUCCGGGAAAAAGAAGAAACUGAGUGCAGAAAGCAGAGAUGAUAAGUUGGAAAAAGAUUGGCAGGGAAGAUUUCAGAAAGGGCUCUCUUUGCUUAAAAGUGCAUGGACAUCUGAGAUGGAACACCCCAUGUAUGAUGUUGAUCUUGCUAUAAUACUUUGUGAAAUGAAUGCAUUCAAAGACGGGCUGUUGUUUCUUUAUGAGAAAAUGAAGCUGUACAAAGAAGUAAUUGCUUGCUACAUGCAGGCUCAUGAUCAUGAAGGGCUGAUAGCCUGCUGCAAGAAGCUUGGGGAUUCAACUCAGGACGGAGAUCCAACCCUUUGGGGUGAUCUGCUGAAAUAUUUUGGUGAGCUUGGCGAAGACUGUUCCAAAGAAGUGAAGGAGGUUUUGGCUCACAUUGAAAAGGAUGAUGUUUUACCUCCAAUUGUUGUUCUUCAAUCGCUGUCAAAAAAUCCUUGCUUGACAAUUUCUGUGGUGAAGGACUACAUUGCACGGAAACUUGAACAAGAAUCCAAGUUGAUUGAAGAUGACAGAAAAUCAAUUGAGAAGUACCAGGAAGCAACCACCUCAAUGAGAAAGGAAAUACAAGAGCUCAGAACCAAUGCAAAGAUCUUCCAACUAAGCAAGUGCACUGCUUGCACUUUUACCCUUGAUAUUCCCGCAGUUCAUUUUAUGUGCAUGCAUUCCUUCCAUCUGCGCUGCCUUGGCGAUAACGAGAAAGAAUGCCCUGAGUGCGCACCUGAAUACAGAGCAGUAUUAGAGACUAAACGAAACUUAGAACAAAAUGCAAAUGAUCAGGACCGUUUCUUCCAGCAAUUGAAGAGCUCAAAAGAUGGUUUUUCUGUAAUUGCUGACUAUUUUAGUAAAGGAAUUUUGAGUAAAACAGUUAAUGACACUGAUACCACCUGAAGUUCAUUUAGGCUGCUGGCUUCAACUUUUCUAUAGAUCUCUAAUUUGAAUUACCUGUAGAGUUACAGGCGAUUUAGUGAUUUAAGGUAUUAAGGUUUAAUUGCAGGAGCUUUCAGAGGAAUAAAAUGGGCGUCGUUGAAAUUGUCUGAUCUUAGUAGAAACCAACAAAGGGGUUUUAAGUUUUGAUGGUGUGUGAGUUCAUAUUUGAACUUCGUAUGAAAUUUUAGGGUGUGAAUCGCUCCUUUGAUGCAUCAUUUUAACUUUUCUUAAUUCAUUUUUGUGAGUUUGAUGUACAGUGUGACUAAUGAUUAUGAUAAUUAAUCAUUUGUUUUCA
Messenger RNA from Phalaenopsis equestris, 3412 nucleotides. Its product is annotated as vacuolar protein-sorting-associated protein 11 homolog. Gene Ontology annotation, cellular component: endosome; HOPS complex. The record is from RefSeq and is a predicted model, not a curated record. Gene Ontology annotation, molecular function: protein binding; protein-macromolecule adaptor activity. The coding region runs from base 229 to 3078 and encodes 949 amino acids. Lineage: Eukaryota; Viridiplantae; Streptophyta; Magnoliopsida; Asparagales; Orchidaceae. The transcript has 5 exons. Gene Ontology annotation, biological process: intracellular protein transport; endosome organization; vesicle-mediated transport.